Molecule: messenger RNA, 2241 nt
Organism: Verruconis gallopava
Lineage: Eukaryota; Fungi; Ascomycota; Dothideomycetes; Venturiales; Sympoventuriaceae
Exons: 1
Coding region: 339-2078 (579 amino acids)
Biological process (GO): transmembrane transport
Molecular function (GO): transmembrane transporter activity
Source: RefSeq, a predicted model, not a curated record
AGUGAAGACACGGAGCCGAAGGGCGAAUUAUACCCCGUCGCAUUAAGCUACAGCCCGUUGUGACGGAUAAGAAGUGGACUCGUACACAGAAUACUUGUUCCUCCUCUUCCUAUGUCUACAUUCUCAACUCGUCCCUUCUACCACAGUGCACCUACUUUCUUGCUGCUAAAGCUUUUGCAUCCAUUUUCCACCUCCUUUUGCCAACCGCUCGUCGCAGAUUCACAGCCAGGUCCGUCCAUUUCGAUUCAUCCUUCAAGCACGCGUUCGCUUUAGCUUCACUCCUUUCACAUCAUUUCCUGGCGUUGGACUCUUGAUUUUUAACUGUUUUCUUCGUCACCAUGGAGCCCAGCGAAAAGAGUCAUGAGGCUCUUGACGAGGCUUCCAACAAAGAAGUCCAACCGUCGGUUAGUUCACGCUCUUCGCGAGGCAAGACACCAGAGCACGAUGGCGGUCAAAUACAGCCAACCCAGACCAAUGCGUCAGAAAUCGUCUAUCCAAGCACGGCCAAAACCGCUGUGAUCAUGUUGUGUUUGUACAUCUCCAUGUUUUUGGUUGCGCUGGACCGUACCAUUCUCGCCACGGCCGUGCCUCGAAUUACAGAUAGUUUUCACAGCAUCGACGACAUAGGCUGGUAUGCCAGUAGUUACAUGUUGACAGCUUGUGGAUUCAUCCUGGUUUAUGGCCGCGUGUACACGUUCUACAACACGAAAUGGGUCUUCCUGUCCGGUAUCAUCCUCUUUGAAGUAGGAAGUGCAAUUUCUGGAGCAGCACCGAACUCUACCGCACUUAUUAUCGGGCGUGCAAUCGCAGGUUUUGGGUCUUCCGGCAUUUUUACAGGCGCGAUCACGAUCAUGAUCAACACCGUUCCCCUGCACAAGCGUCCAAUGUACCAAGGACUAUUUGGAGCAACCUUCGCCAUUGCCUCUGUAGUAGGUCCUCUACUCGGCGGUGCUUUCACUGACUCGAAAGCAACUUGGAGAUGGUGUUUUUACAUCAACUUGCCCCUGGGUGGUAUCGUCGUGACCUUCCUAACAUUCUUCCUUCACCUCAACGAGAAGGAGAAAAAGAAGGUCACGUUGAAGGAACAGUUCAUGAAACUGGAUCCCUUGGGAACUCUGUUCUUCCUCCCAUCGAUCGUUUGUCUGCUCUUGGCCCUUCAGUGGGGUGGAACAAAGUAUGACUGGUCUUCAUGGAGGGUCAUACUACUCCUCGUCAUAUUCGCAGCCGGUUUCGUCGCCUUUGUCAUCGUCCAAGCCAUCACUCGCAACACCACGGCCACAAUUCCAUCACGCAUCAUUUUGCAACGCAGCGUCAUUUUUUCUGCAAUCUACACCUUCUUCAAUGGUUCGGUUUUCAUGACUGAGGUCUACUACAUCCCAAUCUGGUUCCAAGCAAUCAAAGGCUCGUCAGCCGUGCACUCUGGUAUACAGAGCAUCCCUCUGGUUUUGUCACUGGUCACGCUCGCCAUGCUCUGCGGUAUCCUUGUACAACGAUUUGGCUACUAUACUCCAUUCAUGUGGUGCGGCUCUGUCAUCAUGACAGUUGGUACCGGCAUGAUACACACUUGGAAAGUAGACAGCGGUCACAACGAAUGGAUCGGUUACCAGGUAUUGUUAGGUAUUGGCAUCGGCAUGGGUAUGCAACAGUCCAACCUCGCGGUUCAGACCGUGCUCCAGCAUCGUGACGUACCCACCGGCUCCGCGCUGAUAUUCUUCUGCCAAACCCUCGGAGGCGCUGUCUUCGUGUCAGUUGGCCAGAACGUCUUUUUAAAGAAAUUCGCAGGGCAACUGCGCCAAUUACCCGCCGGCGUCCUCAACAUGCAAACCCUUCUCAACACAGGCGCGACCGAAAUCCGCAACGUCGUACCUCCACAAUACAGAGAUCAAGUCAUUCGUUCAUACAACUAUGCACUGAUGAAUGGGCCGAUGCUUGUUUGCAUAAUUCUGGCAUGUAUCACAUUCGUGGGUGCCCUAGGUGUUGAAGUGAGAAGCACAAAGGAACAAUUGAAGAAAAAACAGGCUGCUGCUCAGCAGCAACAAAAUGAAAAGCAGGACAUAGAAAAGGAAGCAGAGUCUUAAAAGGACGCUUCCGAGGACGAUGUGGCCGCAAAAGAAGAGGUUAUCGCAUAGGAUUUAGAAUUUGUAAUCGUUUAGGCACAAAUUUCGCCGGCAGGGCCAGGUCUGUUAAAGUAGACAUACUCAUCUCAGCAUAUCUAAUUAAUGCAUCACCAACUUGUUACUG